This is a messenger RNA of Galendromus occidentalis (western predatory mite), 1176 nucleotides long. RefSeq lists its product as uncharacterized. NCBI's taxonomy places the organism in Eukaryota, Metazoa, Arthropoda, Arachnida, Mesostigmata, Phytoseiidae. The transcript has 4 exons. The record is from RefSeq and is a predicted model, not a curated record. The coding region runs from base 11 to 838 and encodes 275 amino acids.
UCGCAAACAUAUGCUCCCGCAGGAACAAGCCAUCUCACUCAAAGGAGGCUUGGUCGUCAUGAUGAGCUCCUACGCUAAAGAGACUGCGACCUGCUCUGCAGAGAGCUCCUUCGAUGAGCUUUUGGAAAUCCAAGAAGGAUACGUGGUGCUACCAACACCCCAUGAGGAAUAUGAGUGGUUGAUGCUGCCACAGAACAUCGACACGCAACCUGCGAACGUUACUCUCGAGCUUGAUGGAAAGGACGAAACCUCGAGUGUGGUGCCUCCCAUAGAUCCUGAAGGAGAAGACGAGGAGCAGGCACCAAGCACUUUGCCACAGCCACACGAUGAUAUCGAAACGCCUAGCGCUCACAAUCAGUCCCCAUCAGCGGUAUCCAUCGAAAGUCGCGCCGAAUCUUGUGGUACGGGCUCAGUAUCCUCUUGUGAGUCGUCCGAUAGAGGGAAGGGAUACGAAAACCCCAACGAUGAGGUUCAGAAAAUUCCUGCUGCCAUGCGAGAGCACCGCUCGCCUGACGACACGAGCAAGGCUCGGGUGAGCUUCAUCGAACUUCAGCCCCGCAUACCUUCGUGCCGGAUUUGCGGGUCUCCGACGGAAUGGAACACCUCUAGCACAUUGAGAAUAUGCGACCGAUAUUACCACAAAGACUGUUUCUUGGGGGCACAUUCCAGUUGUGCCGCCACGCGCGUUCCUAUGGGAGGCAGAUCCACUCCCGAGAGCGACAAAAAGACCAGAGCUCGAGUCCGCGCUUGUAGCCGAAAGGUUUUCUCGCGCAUAAAGAGGUUUCUGGGAGAAACUUCUCGGAAAAUAUCGUGUUUACCGACCACCCGAGCUCGUUAAAGCUCGCACGAAGCACGCAGAACUCCAUCAGGGUCUGUGCUGAGUGAAACCGUCUUAUGGAACCACCAUUUUCCUGACUGUUGUUGAUUAUGCCUAGGAGACUUUGUUCACCUCUUUGUUCCCCAUUCCCUAGACUCGCAUAAUUUUAUAACGGAUUGAGUCAAUCAUACAUAAUAAUAACUGACAUUGGUUGAGAGACGCGCUGAAUAUUUCUGACGCUCUCAAAUUCAGUAUCGAAAUGAACUCUUAUCGUAGACUCGAAGCAGUUUCUCGGUACGCUCGAGUCUCUGCCAUAAAUGGACCCCCAAUAAAGACAGCUUGUUUUAAUUUAAUACAAC